Messenger RNA from Knipowitschia caucasica, 1833 nucleotides. Lineage: Eukaryota; Metazoa; Chordata; Actinopteri; Gobiiformes; Gobiidae. The record is from the annotation of a GenBank genome assembly.
AUGUCGAUGUUUCUAGCAAGCGAACAGCACCGUGCGCCUGUUCUUCCAGCCACAAAGGACUUCCGCUCCACAAACUACACUUCCCAAAAUGCAUCGUCACCACAGACUACUGCCCCCAGCGGCCAGAGCGGUGUGAGCUCCAGGGCCGCUCCGCUCCAGCAGCAGCCGCUCUCGGGCCCCCUCCUCUCGGCUGCAGCUGGCGGAACUCAUUUCACACCAGAGAAAAUGGCGAGUCCAGGGAAAGAGUGCUUCCGGCUGAAGAGCUACAAGAACAACGCUCUGAACCCACAGGAGAUGAGGAGACGCAGGGAGGAGGAGGGGGUGCAGCUGCGCAAACAGAAGAGGGAGGAGCAGUUGUUCAAAAGGAGGAACGUGUCUCUGCCAAACGAUGAGUCCAUGUCGGAGUGUCCCAUCCAGGAUCCGGACAUCAGCACCACAGUGCCCAUGGCCGGGGACGCAGUGAUCUCUCCGGACAUGAUCCAGAUGAUUCUCUCGGAGGAUCCGGACCAGCAGCUGCUCGCCACACAGAAGUUCCGGAAGCUUCUGUCCAAAGAGCCGAAUCCGCCCAUAGACGAGGUCAUUUCUACUCCAGGAGUCGUGAGCCGCUUCGUGGACUUCCUCCAGAGAACAGACAACUGCACUCUGCAGUUUGAAGCGGCCUGGGCUCUCACCAACAUCGCCUCAGGGACGUUCCUUCACACUAAAGUGGUGAUCGAGACCGGAGCUGUUCCCAUCUUCAUCAAACUGCUCAACUCUGAGUACGAGGACGUGCAGGAGCAGGCGGUGUGGGCUUUGGGGAACAUCGCCGGAGACAAUGCAGAGUGCAGAGACUACGUCCUGGACUGCGGGAUCCUGCCCUCGCUGCAGCAGCUUUUGGACAAGUCGACCCGUUUGACCACAACGAGAAACGCAGUGUGGGCUCUGUCCAAUUUGUGCCGAGGGAAGAACCCGCCUCCGGACUUCACCAAGGUGUCUCCGUGCCUCAGCCUCCUGUCCCGCCUCCUCUUCAGCAGUGACCCUGAUGUCCUGGCUGAUGCCUGCUGGGCUCUGUCUUAUCUCUCUGAUGGACCCAACGAGAAGAUCCAGACCGUCAUUGACUCUGGGGUCUGCCGCCGCCUCGUGGAGCUGCUCAUGCACAGUGACUACAAAGUGGUGUCUCCUGCUCUUCGUGCUGUGGGGAACAUUGUGACGGGAGACGACAUCCAGACACAGGUGAUCCUGAACUGCUCCGCGCUGCCCUGCCUCCUGCACCUCCUCAGCUCCCCCAAAGAGUCCAUCAAGAAGGAGGCGUGUUGGACCGUGUCGAACAUCACCGCUGGCAACAAGGCGCAGAUACAGAAUGUGAUUGAUGCAAACAUCUUCCCGGUGCUGAUUGAGAUCCUUCAGAAAGCAGAGUUCAGGACCAGGAAGGAGGCGGCUUGGGCCAUAACCAACGCCACGUCAGGAGGCACCGCGGUGCAGAUCAGAUACCUGGUAUCUCUGAACGUCAUCAAACCCCUGUGUGACCUGCUGACCGUCAUGGACUCUAAGAUCGUCCAGGUGUCGCUGAGCGGCUUAGAAAACAUCCUGAGACUCGGAGAGAAAGAAGCCAAGAAGAACGGCUCCGGCAUCAACCCGUACUGCGCACUCAUCGAGGAGGCCUACGGCCUGGACAAGAUCGAGUUCCUGCAGAGCCACGAGAACCAGGAGAUUUACCAGAAAGCCUUCGACCUGAUCGAGCGAUACUUUGGCGUGGAGGAGGAGGACUCGAACCUGGCUCCACAAGUCGACCAGAACCAGGCUCAGUUCCUGUUCCAGCAGGGGGACGGCCCCAGCGAGGGAUUCCAGCUCUAA